This is a messenger RNA of Panicum virgatum (switchgrass), 1260 nucleotides long. RefSeq lists its product as uncharacterized. The coding region runs from base 1 to 1047 and encodes 348 amino acids. Gene Ontology annotation, biological process: response to hydrogen peroxide; protein folding; protein complex oligomerization. Lineage: Eukaryota; Viridiplantae; Streptophyta; Magnoliopsida; Poales; Poaceae. The record is from RefSeq and is a predicted model, not a curated record. The transcript has 3 exons.
AUGGCUGCCAGGGCCCCCGCGCCGCUCCCCGUGCCCGCCGAAACCGUGGCGCUCACAGCCGCGGUCGUCGUGGCCUCGGGCUCCGCGGCCGUCUUCUCCGGCCUCUCCUCGCUCUCCAACUCCGCGGCCUCCGUGCCUCCACGCCUUGCUGGGCCACCGCCUCGGCGAAGCUCGCUGGCUCGUCAGACGUGCCGAGAGCCAGCCACCACUAUAUAUGGUGGGUGGGCGACCUCGUGCGCUGGAUGCCCCGAAUGCCCGCGACGAGUCAGUGGAGGGCGUAGAGUAGAGGAGAGGGGCGGGGCGGGGCUGCAGGGGCGGAGCGGGCAAGAGAUCCGCGGAGCAGAGGAGGGGGCAGAAGGAAGAGAGUGGAAUGGGCUGGAUUGGGCUCGCGGGUCGGGCGCGGGGGCAUCUGCCGACUUGAUCCCAGCUGGACCGACGCGCUGGCAGCCACAUGAGCAAAAGUGGGCAGAGAGAGUGACGGCCCGGCCGGCCGGUUCAGCUAGCCACCGAAAACGGCAACAAAGAUUCCUCCAACCCGGGUCGAGCUCGCCUCGCCAUGGAUUACUACUACCCGAUGGAGGAGGUGCACCAGCACUCGGGGGGCUCCGGCCGCUGCAGCUGCCGUGGCACUGGCAGUGGCGCCUUUUCACCCUCCUGUCCUCUCCGGCGGCGCUGCAGCACCAGCAGCCGCGCCGGGCGGCGAACCACGUCAGCUGGGAGGAGGCCGCCGCCGCGCACCUCUUCUCCGCCAGCCUCCCGGGCGUGCGGAAGGAGGAGAUCAGGGUGGAGGUGGAGGACGCGAGGUACCUCGUCAUCCGCACGGAGCUGGCCGCCGCCGCCGCGGCGACGGCGGAAGAGGACGGCCGGAGGAGGAGCUUCGACAGGAAGUUCCGGCUGCCGGGGAUGGUGGACGUGGACGGCAUCUCAGCGGAGUACACCGACGGCGUGCUCACCGUGACGGUCCCGCGGAUGCACACCCGGGCCCGUCCCGCCGUCGGCCUCCUCGGCGCCGGCCCGACCCACGAAUCCACGGCCCGGGCCGCCUGAAAUUGAAUUUUUAUUUUAGCCUUCUACUACCUAUAAAAAAAGAUGUACUAGUAUUGAUUGGUUUGCGGAACUAAGGAGAUUUAUCCCAAUUUGUAUGGUCAACAAAAUGGCUUGAUCCUAGAGAUGGCAAAAUUAGUGCCCCCAGAAGAAGAAGAAAGAUGGGGGAAAAUCAGUAGAGUAGCGUGCUGCUAUGAAAUGGUGUGUGCUUUUCUC